AUGAAUUGAAUCGACGAAAGGUUUUUCGAGCUUGAAAGAUGUCAUUAAAAGUGCCUACAGCAGCGGGUCCGCAACUAUUCAAAGAUGGGUACAAGCAAUCGUCAGGGUUGGAGGACGCGGUACUGCGCAACAUCCAAGCAGUGACUGAAUUAUCGGAUUUAAUACGAACAAGCUUUGGUCCAAAUGGCCGGAAUAAGCUCGUCGUCAAUCACCUCGGCAAGUUAUUCGUGACGUCGGAUGCAGCCACCAUUAUUCGCGAGAUCGAGGUAGUCCAUCCCGCAGCAAAGUUGUUGGUGAUGGCUUCUCAGGCCCAGGAAGCGGAGAUGGGUGAUGCAACGAAUUUUGUUCUGAUUUUUGCCGGAGAAUUAUUGAAGAAGGCAGGAAGCUUGUUAACGAUGGGUCUUCACCCAAGUGAAGUCAUUCAGGGUUACGAAUUGGCGCGUACUCGAGCAGCUGAAGAGUUAGAGAAACUCUCCGUUUACACCCUCCCACAAAAGCUUGCGGUCGGUAGCCUAAAGACCGCCCUUAAACCUGCGAUCGCCUCGAAGCAUUAUGGAUCCGAAGAAAUAUUGUCUUCAUUGGUUGCAGAAGCUGCAGUUGCUGUGAUGCCACCUGUACCAGCAAACUUUAACGUUGAUAACGUCCGAGUGGUGAAGAUAAUGGGAGGCAGCUUGAGUUCAAGUAAAGUAGUGAAUGGGAUGGUCUUUGGGAGAGAGCCUGAAGGGAUGAUCAAGAAGGCCACAAAGGCUAAGGUUGCCGUAUACACAAGUGGCAUCGAUAUAUCUCAAACAGAAACAAAGGGGACUGUGCUGCUAAAGAGUUCGGAUGAAUUGCUCGACUUCACGACGGGAGAGGAGAAACACGUGGAAAAGAUUCUGAAAGAAAUUGCGGACUCUGGUGUGAAAAUCGUCGUUGCUGGAUCUGGUGUCGGUGAACUAGCCCUCCACUAUCUUGAUCGCUUCUCAAUCGCCGUCGUCAAAGUUCUCUCCAAGUUUGAACUCCGUAGAUUAUGUCGCGUCAUCGGUGCCACCCCUCUCGCUCGUCUAGGUGCUCCCACACCCGAAGAGGCGGGUACCGUGGACCUGAUGGAAUGCAUCGAAAUCGGUGGGGAUCGAGUCACCGUCUUCAGCCAAGAUGGAUCCGGCGAAAAGUCCCGUAUGGCAACGAUCGUGCUUCGUGGCGCUACGGCCAACCUUCUCGAUGAUCUUGAACGUGCUAUAGACGAUGGUGUCAACGUCAUCAAGUCCCUCGUCAAGGACAACCGGAUGGUGGCCGGGGCAGGCGCUACAGAACUAGAGCUCGCCAAGCGUGUAGAGUCGUAUGGUGCGAGUCUCAGUGGACUGAAUCAACAUGCUGUAAAGCGAUAUGCUAGUGCCCUUGAGGUGGUUCCUACCACUUUAGCAGAGAAUGCGGGAUUGAACACCACGGAAGUGAUCAGCAAACUGUAUGCUCGGCAUGAGCAGCCGAAGGGCCACACAUGGGGCGUGGACGUAGAGGGUGAAUCGGAGGGCGUCCUUGAUACCACACCAUUGCAAAUAUUUGACUCGCUGGCAGCGAAGUCAUGGGCGCUGGAGCUCGCCACUGAGGCAGCUAUCACUGUAUUACGGGUCGACAGCAUUAUCGUGUCGAAACCGGCGGGCGGACCCAAAGUUCCUCAGCAAUCCGCAAACUGGGACGAAGAUGAUUAGGCUACCAAAGACCCUCUCAUGUAUUAUUUAUUAUGAUCAACUCCUGCUCAAAUUUCCGCCCUGAAAUUGAUGACCUCAUUGACGAUCUACGUAUUUUUCCUGCUUGCGAUUCGAAGGCACAUUGUUAUUGCGGAGGACACACAUUUAGCUAACUUUCACGAACGAUUGCCGGUUUGAUGACAGCGUUGAUAAAGAAGGGUAACGAUGAAAUAUGGAGUAAGAAUGCAGGGUGAAGUACCCGCUCUAAAUAGAGGGGACCAAGAAAAGGAAAGCUGGGAAGACAUGGCGUGUGUAAAAGAGAUUCUGGACCAAGAAAAUGAUAAGUAUGUGAGCACUAGCCCACAAGGUAAACGAUGGGAGUGUGUUUUGUGAGAGCUUUACCACGGGUUGGCAAAUGGACCGCGUGGCAUGGCACGACCGCGACCACGUCCACGGCUGCGUCCGCGACGGUUGGCAGGCUCCCGACUGCCAUCCUGCUGCUUUUGCAGUUCUUUCUCU
Molecule: messenger RNA, 2186 nt
Organism: Cantharellus anzutake
Lineage: Eukaryota; Fungi; Basidiomycota; Agaricomycetes; Cantharellales; Hydnaceae
Product: chaperonin Cpn60/TCP-1 family
Exons: 8
Coding region: 39-1688 (549 amino acids)
Biological process (GO): protein folding
Cellular component (GO): chaperonin-containing T-complex
Molecular function (GO): ATP binding; ATP-dependent protein folding chaperone; ATP hydrolysis activity
Source: RefSeq, a predicted model, not a curated record